This is a messenger RNA of Bursaphelenchus okinawaensis, 5195 nucleotides long. NCBI's taxonomy places the organism in Eukaryota, Metazoa, Nematoda, Chromadorea, Rhabditida, Aphelenchoididae. The record is from the annotation of a GenBank genome assembly.
AUGCAAUUUCAGAUGAGUUUUGCGGCUGGCCUUGAGGAUAAUAUAUUUGCAGACGUCGGUGGAGAUCACGGUGAAGAAUCAGAUGAAGUUAACCAGACUCCGCCACCGUCUCCAGAAGCCAACAAGCGAGACAUAGACAAACCAGGGUACGUUUUAAGUGUUGAAAUUCUAUUUUGGGUUUAGAUUGUUCUCUCUGGCGCAAGUUCAGAUUAAAUUGAACGAACUAUGGUCUACAACACGCGAACGGAUCUUUGGGGAAGAUUACUGGAUUCCUUCUGAUUCUUUUGACGUCGUUGGUUUUCCUUCCGAGUUUCUAAAGCUACACAAGACCGUUUAUCCUCCCCAUGCUAAAGAAUCAAGUCACAGUGUCACCCUAAAGGUCGUUCAAUGUAUUGCAAAGCCAGAUAUUCCGAAUCUACGGAUACUGAAUCAUGUUGUCUACACACAUUACUCAAGCGGAGAGAAGGAAACCUUGAGUUUGUUCAGAACGGAAGAUCUGGGUGAAGCUAUGGACUUUUGUCGAAGAUGCGAGGAGUGCAGAGCUUUGUUUAAAAUGCUGGGUAAGAGUUUGUAUUAACUCAUUUAUAAUUUUAAAAUCUAUUUUUAUACCUAAAUUUAAUUUUUAUUUUAAAAUACGCUUUUGUAGGAUUUUCCAAAGACAUCUGUAAGCAAAUCCGUGAUCUUACAAACAAGCUGCAAUCACAUCCCUUAUGGCGGAUGGUACACAUUUCGAUUGCUUGUGGUCGGACAGAUGUGUUCACAGACGAUGGUUACGAAUAUCUCCAAAAGAUGGGUUACACUUCAGACGAGUAAGGAUAAGGUUCUAGUUUAAUUUCUUUAGUCUUGUCAAACCGAUCGCUUCCCCGGAGGGUCAAUAUCCGUUAAUGAUGGCAAUUGAAUCGAAUCAGCCUGAAAUCGUCAAGUUCUUGAUCAAACUUGGCGCUGAUAUCACUGCUAGAGACCUUAAUGGUAACAGUUGUCUACAUUACGCAGCAUUGGCUUCCACACAGAUGAUUGAGGUAUUUAAAUUUUAAAUAAUGUACUUUUAAGGUAUAUAUUUGUUGUUUAAUAAGAUAUAAUUACCUUUACGUUACAGAUUGUUUGGUCUUGUCCCGAAGCGAAAGAGCUUUUGAAUUGCCUAAACAACGAUCGACUAACACCAGCCUUGUUGGCCAUCAGGAACGCGAAUCCAUUCUGUUUGAAACUUUUGAUCAACCUGGGAGCUGAAAUCAACUUGCGUGUCGCUGGAAAGAAUCCGCUGUUCGAAGCCGUGCAAAGUAAAGGCAAGACAAUUGAGUAAGUUAUAGUUUUUGUGAUCUUUGUCUUUAAUUUCAUUUUAAAAUCGUAAUUAUUAGUUGUGAGAACAAAAACAUUUGAAUAAUGCAUUUUAGGGUGAUAAAAGCAAUUUUGGAGGCGCAACCCCAGAUAAUUAACGAAACAGAAGAAGCUACAGGAAACAACGUUCUGCAUUCUGCUAUGUACAAGAUGCCGCUUCUUGGUCUUCUGAAUCUCCGUCACAAAGAAUUGGAUCUCAACGGUAAAAACAAGGCUGGUCUGACUCCACUUCACUUAUAUUGUUCUCGAGGUGAUGUUGGUAUGAUCAUCACAAUCACUUCGUACGGAUGUGAUCUGAACGCAAAGGAUCGGAAUGGAAAUACUGCUUUGCACGUAGCUGUUUCCAAAAGCAAGAUAGUUAUUACACGGUUGUUAUUGUCAUUAGGAGCUGAUCCGAAUGUCAUCAACAAUCAUGGUGACAGUCCCCGGCAUCUGGCUGCUAAGUUGAAUGAGUAAGUGUUUUUGGAUGUUAAAGGUAGUCAUAACCUGUUUUGUUUUAAAACAGCUCUCUGCAUAUCUCUACAAUAUUAUGUCAUUAACUUUAGGGAGGACUUGUUGAAGACAUUGGUUAUCUGUGGAGCCAAGAGAUGUCCUCACUCCAAGUCUGGCUGUGUUUCUGGAUGUGUAAAUGAACGGUCGGUUCGGUUUCUGUCUAGAACUAGUGUCUCUUCUGAAGCUACUGUAGCUCCAAGUCCACGAUCUUUGGCGACGAUAGAGAAGAUCGAACAUAGAGAAGAACAUCUGGAUCAUCCAUGGAACAGACUACAUGAGGUCGAACAUCAGGUAAGCUUUUUCUGUUCUGAUUUGUACUUUUGCUUUUUGUUCAUUAAGACUACAGGGUGUCCCAAGAAAUUUGCAGGAUUUUAAAAAUUUGUAAUUCAUCUUUGAGUGAUGGCUGAAAUACCAAACUUGGUGCGGUUGAAGUAUGGCCAAUGUAUAUUUUUUGUGAAGAAUUUUGGGAUUUUAGAGUGCAUAUGAAGGUCGUUAUGAAUUUUUGAAAAAACCCAUCUUUACCCCGAAAUACACAUAUUUUCAGUUGAAAAUCACUUUUUUCAUAAUCGGCGGACGCUUUAAAUCAUCGGCGGAGGCCAUAACUCGUUUCAAACUUUAUGGAUAAACUUGAAACCAAAACCGAUCUUCUUAAAAUUUUAUGCGCUAUCUUACGAUGUAUAUAUUCCAUUGAAAUGUUAAGGUAAAAACAAAAGGUUACACAAAAAAGACAAAUCAAACGCAUAUUAAGGUAAAAUGUGUAAUCUUGUUUAUAUGGGCAUAGGUAUAGUAAAAAAAGUUAUAAGGUUUUUAUUUAAGAAAUUUAAGUUACUUAUUUCACCUUUUUUAGUAUUUUAUUGUAAAAACCACUCAAAACAUAAACUGCAACUGAAAAAUUCCGCGAAGUUUUAUUGUAAUAAUUAUCUUUUUAAAAUAUAAAUCAAAAAUUAACUUUUUAUGAUACUAAUAACUUAACCUUUUAAGUUUCUGUUUUUGUCUUAACAUUUCAACGCAAUUUAUACACCAGAGGAUAGCGCAUAAAAUUUUAGAAAGAUCGGUUUUGGUUUCAAGUGUAUCCAUAAAGUUUGAAACGAGUUAUGGCCUCCGCCGAUGAUUUAAAGCGACCGCCGACUCUCCGCCAUUGCGGAGAACAUAAAUUUUCAUCUCGAAAAUGCAUUUCCAACCACAAAACAGCCAAAAACUUAGAAAUUUUUGAUGAAAAAAGUGAUUUUCAACUGAAAAUAUGUGUAUUUCGGGGUAAAGAUGGGUUUUUUCAAAAAUUCAUAACGACCUUCAUAUGCACUCUAAAAUCCCAAAAUUCUUCACAAAAAAUAUACAUUGGCCAUACUUCCACCGCACCAAGUUUGGUAUUUCAGCCAUCACUCAAAGAUGAAUUACAAAUUUUUAAAAUCCUGCAAAUUUCUUGGGAUACCCUCUAAAGUACCAUGGCAUAUAUUGCAGGCCAUUUUCGAAGAAAUGAUUGAGUUUCUGAACAAGAUGAUAGAGCAAAAGAAGGAGAACAAUAAGAAGUUGUGUGUUCUCAGUCUGGAUGGAGGAGGAAUCAGAGGUCUCGUCAUCGUACAGGUAAUUUUUUGUUUUAAAGUAAACGUAAAUAGUAUGUUUUUGUUACCUAAAUAAUUAAAUUUGGUAGAUUUUGCUGGAGAUCGAGCGAGUUAUGGGAGAACCUAUCUUCCCUUACUUUGAUUGGAUUGCAGGAACUUCCACUGGAGCGCUGGUCGCUACUGGAAUGUGCCAAGGUAUGUCAUAAAUUGUUAUGUAUUAAAGGUUAUUAAGUAGUUAUGUUAAGGUGGUGCUUUUGAAUAUUGCAUUUAUUUUUACAGGCAAAACGUUGAGGCAAUGUCAAAUGGUGUAUCUGCGUUUCAAAGACUUGAUCUUCGAUGGCUGGGUACGACCUUACAAACCUCUCAUUUUGGAAACUUUUAUCAAAGUCGAGAUGGGAGAAGAUACUUUAAUGUCAGACUUGAUUCAUCCCCGGCUUAUGUUCACCACGACUAGAGCUGAUGUGUUUCCUGUUCAGUUAGAAUACAUGAGAAACUACCGUCUGCCUCUAAGCGACGAAGAAAAUAUUGAAAUCGGGUAUAACAGACCAAGAGGUAAUCUUCCCUUUGAUUGAUAUUGUAAUAUUCUAUUAUUAAUAUUUAUUUCAACGCGUAUUUUCGGUGUUAUAGUAUGUCUAUCCUAAGGUUUCAGAUUUGCAUUUAUGGAAAGCACUGAGAAGAACGUCAGCAGCUCCGACUUACUUCUCUUGUGCUGAAAAUAGGUACAUUGAUGGUGGCAUUAUCUCGAACAACCCCACAUUAGAUCUUAUGGGCGAAAUUCAGAUGCACAAUACCGUGUCGAAACAUCUGGUAAGUGUUACAAUUGUAGAAAAUAUUUUUUUUAUUUUUGCUGAAGUAUUGUCGUUUUAGAAAAGAGAUCAGGAGGUGGAGAUUGGAUGUAUCCUUAGUAUCGGAACGGGCGUGAUUCCGACGAUACCAAUGGACGCUGGUCAAUUAGACUUGUCCAGCAAUCCGUACUCUUCAGCUGUUGCCAUUAAGAAUCUGGGCAUUAUUCUGGUUGACCAAGUAAGUUGUUCUACCAAUUUAAUUUUACACGUUCUUUCUUUUUCGAAUUUUUAAUCAUACAUUUUUUAGGUAACAGCAACUGAAGGAGCACCGGUAGCUCGAGCAUCAUCAUGGUGCAUUAACCAACGAAUCCCGUACUUCAGAUUCUCUUCUCCUUUAUUCAAAGACAUUGCUAUGGACACAACUGAUGAUCUGGUGUUAGCCCGAAUGAUGUGGGAUGCUAUGGAGUACAUGUACCGCCAUCAUAGCUACAUUGAUAAGCUGUGCACGUUGUUGAAGAAGUUGGGUCACUCGGAGCUCAGGAAACGCUUAUUUUUGACAGAAGAAGAGGAGCAUGAGCUACUCAAAGACAUUGAACAAAGAAAGAACGAAAAGAAAAACCGUGACAUCAAAGAAGCUCCACCCAUGGAGACAGAAGAUGCAAAGAAAGACAAAAAAGAUGUUAAGGAUGACAAAAAUGAAAGUAAUGUAAAGAAGAGCGAAAACGAAUCGACCGGUAAAGACCCAAAGAACGACGAAAAAAUUGGCCAGAACACUGAUGAUUCAAAGAAGACGGAAAAGAAAGAUGAAGCUAAAGCUGGUACAAAGGAACACAAAAACGAACAAAAGGAAGUCCAGAAGGACGCGGAACAGACCAAUGCCGAUGGCAAAGACGCUUCCAAGGAAGUGGAAGAAGAAGUCCAAGAUACUCGACCAUCCAGAAAUACCUCAGCCAACCCCAAGGCAGACGGCAACGAGGACGAAGUCUUCGAAGACGAAAAGAACGAACAAAACCAGGAAACGUGA